Molecule: messenger RNA, 1699 nt
Organism: Cannabis sativa
Lineage: Eukaryota; Viridiplantae; Streptophyta; Magnoliopsida; Rosales; Cannabaceae
Exons: 10
Coding region: 314-1501 (395 amino acids)
Biological process (GO): tRNA pseudouridine synthesis
Molecular function (GO): pseudouridine synthase activity; RNA binding
Source: RefSeq, a predicted model, not a curated record
GCAAAACAACAAGUUGUUCAUUAUACAAACGACAUGUCGUAACAUCAAACUUGUAAGCUGAAAAUACUAGUUAUUUGGCUAGUUUACAUUUAUCCAUGAAAACGACUUGUCGUAUAUAUACUCUAAAGGGCUAAAAAGCGUAAAAUGUUUAUCCAAGAAAACGACAUGUCGUAUAUGUACUCUAAAGAGCUAAAAAAGCCCAAAAUAUUUACUCAAGAAAACGACAUGUCGUAUAAAUACUCUUAAGAGCUAAAAAAGCAUAAAAUAUUUACCCAAGAAAACGACAUGUCGUAUAUAUCUCUAAAGGGCUAAAAUGCCUAAAACCCCCUUAAACCUUGGUCGGAGGGUCUCCGUCGUCCAAAGUCCAAACCUUUGGGGGAAAAUCGUGGUUCUAAUUAGGGUUUGGAUUUUGGGGCCAAUUAUGACUGAAGAUUCGAAACAUCCAUUGGAUACAGUCGAAUCACCACCCCAAAGACCUUCAAAGUUGGCUAGGACCAGCGAAGAAGACGACCUAGAACUAGAAGAAGACGAAGUAGAAGGAGGAGAAGAAGAGUUUGGUCCUGAUCCCCAAUCCAUGACCCAAAACCCUAGAACCAAUAUUCAGAGGUAUUUGAUUGCAAUUGAGUACAUUGGGACUCGCUUCUCUGGAUCUCAGCAGCAACCCAAAUUCAGAACUGUCGUUGGUGCUCUUCAGGAGGCGUUUCGAAAAUUUGUUGGUAAACCUGUAUCAGUUUUCUGCUCAAGUCGAACUGAUGCUGGAGUGCAUGCCUUAUCAAAUGUUUGUCAUGUUGAUGUUGAGCGCAUGAGCAAGAGGAAGCCAGGGGAAGUGUUACCGCCUCAUGAACCUGAUGUGGUGAAAAAAGCUGUGAACCAUUUUUUACAGAAAAAUGAAGGUGACAUAAUGGUGAUUGACGUUCGCUGCAUUCCACCUGAUUUUCAUGCUAGACAUAAGGCUCAAGAGCGAACGUACUUCUAUCGUUUGUUGUCUGGGCCAGAGCCUUUAUCAACAUUGGAGAAAGGCCGUGCUUGGCAUAUACCCGAGGAGCUUAAUCUCAGUGCGAUGCAGGAAGCUUGUAAAGUUCUAGUUGGUCAUCAUGAUUUUAGCACAUUCCGGGGAUCUGGCUGUCAGGCAAAAUCACCAGUGAGAACAUUAGAUGAGCUUAAUGUUUCCGAAAUGGCACCUACUCCAUAUUUCCCUUCAAUUGCAGAGAGGGGUCGAAAUGGUUUUACUCACGACGAUACUCAAAGCUUUCAUAGCGAAAGUAAUCUAGGCUUUGGCGCGAGGAGGAAACACCGUUGCCUUGUGGUAACUGCGCGAGCACGCUCUUUUCUUUAUCACCAGGUUAGAUUACUUGUUGGUGUACUCAAAGCCGUUGGCACGGGAGAUAUAACAAUAGCUGAUGUUGAAAGGAUUCUGAACGCGAGGAGUGUGAAUGCGGCGAGUCCAAUGGCGCCUGCGUGCGGUCUCUACCUCGGACAAGUGAAAUAUGAUCUGCCAUGAGAGAUGACUUUAGAGCCUUCUCUUCUUGAUGGUCAUCAAUAAGUAUAGAUCCUUGUAUUGAAUUGAGCUUGAAAUUUUUAUUGGUUAGCAUAGAACUAGAACAAGUAUUCUUUAGUACCACCAUGUUUGGUUUGGUACCAAAUUCUUAUUUAAACAUUUUGAUAAAUCAAUUCAUCAUUAUUGACGUCCUUUUAGAAA